Messenger RNA from Kluyveromyces marxianus DMKU3-1042, 876 nucleotides. RefSeq names its product pheromone-regulated protein PRM4 (gene PRM4). Bases 1 to 876 code for a protein of 291 amino acids. The record is from RefSeq and is a predicted model, not a curated record. NCBI's taxonomy places the organism in Eukaryota, Fungi, Ascomycota, Saccharomycetes, Saccharomycetales, Saccharomycetaceae. The transcript has a single exon.
AUGAGAACUCUCGACAGCAAGAAGCCUAGUAGAAAAAGCAGCAAGGCUUUAGCCAUUACUAUUGCAUUAUUCAGUUUGAUCGCGCUAUUAGUUGUAACUGCUGGUGUGGAUGAUCAGUUUGUAAACCUUUACAGCUAUGCAUCCUCCGAAUUAGAGGACCAGAAAGAAGAUAUCGGUAUUACACUCACGAAUCACAUAUCACAAAUUGCAUCAAAUUCUGAAAAUAACUUAGAGAAGGAGACAUCCAACAUCGAAGAGCAGCUGAUUAUCAGUGAAUCUGAAAAUGGGAAAGAAUUAGAAUUGCGCAAGCAAAAUGUUUUGUCGCCUUCCAAAGUGCACCUUCCUGCGGAAUCGGAAGUUGCCCCAGCAGUGCUUCAGAAUGAUCCUAGCUACACAGUUACAAACACAAAUCCAAACACAAAUCCAAACUCAAAUGGAGGUAAUCAAGAUAUGCCAUCAUCAUCAUCAUCCUUCAGUCCAGCCAGGGGGUUUCAAGAAAUUCUAACAACAUCCCCAGCUGUGCUUUUCAUUAGAUCGUCAAACAAAGAUUCUUUGGGUUUAAAGAAUAUGCUUAACACAGAAUACACUUUCUCGCCAGAGGUAAUCGUAGUGGAUCUUGAUAAACACACUUAUGGUGACCGUAUUCAAGAGUACAUAAGACGAAACAAGUUGGAGACCUACAAAUCAAAUUAUGAGGAAGCAUCACAGUCGCCAGACGUCCCAUAUCUCUUCAUAAACGGUGUAUCAAUGAUCAAUAAGUCUCUGAAAGAAGACAUAAUGAAACAACACAUCGACGGAAAUCUAAUAACUAAGUUUAGAGAAAUUUCUGAUGGUAAAGUAUCCGUUUCCAAAGUUGAUACUCCCUCAAAUUCUUAG